AUGCCACGCUUUGUUUACACAGUCGCAAACAUCGCCGUGACGCUGCCCUUGUUCAACAAAGAGGCCUCUUUUAAGUCAAGAUCUAAAGUAGCGUCCCUCAACCUUAGGAAGUCUAAGAUGUUCUCCACCAACAGAGAUCCAGCUGACUGGUUGGAAAUCAAUCCUACAAAUGGAACCAUUCGCACCAAGGGCAUGCUUGAUCGUGAAUCCCCCUCCGUACUGAACAACGUCUACACGGCAUCCUUUUUGGCAAUAGACAGUGGUAGCCCUCCAGCUACAGGUACCGGGACGCUGCAGAUCACCUUGGAGGAUGUGAACGACAACGCCCCUUCUCUUUACCCAACGGUAGCCAGCGUUUGUGAAGAUGCGAAGGAUGUGAAAGUUGUCUUUGGUGCCUUAGAUAAAGACAUUCACCGUUUCGCCAUGGUGACUAGCAAAGAGUGUGCUACUAUCCCAAGCAGAAGAUCACCUCUGACUUUUUCAACUCCUCCUUCUCCAAAGCCUCAGUUGCUUCAGAAUGGGCCCUUCUCAAUUUCAGCUCGGUGUCCUCCCAGCAACUGGAUUGUAUCUGACAAAACGUUGCCGCAGCCUCGCUCCGGAUUCCAUCCUCGAGAACAUUGGACACGAUGACCUCUUGCUGAAAACGAGAGCAAAACAACUGCAGCAACAACAACAACAAAAUAGACACAAUCAAAACUGGGUCUCCUGGGAGCCAAGUUACGCGAUGACUCUGUCUCCCCUCCCCACACCUCUCUGUCAACUUGUUGCUAUUGAACUGUUUUAAAACAAUUGUCUGUGGGUUAGUAUUUGUAUAUGUAUGAGUGUAUGUAUAUGUAUAUAUAUAUAUUUAUAGAGAGAGAAGAGAUAUACCAAUAGGAUUAGCUUUUGUAUGGCUUUCACAUUAGGCUUGGGGGUCCGUGGGGCAGAGGAACAUGGAAGAGGGGUGAUGGGUCACCACCAGUAGCUCGGCUCAGCGUUGAUGCUACGUGUAAAGUCGUGUUUCUCAACCCAGUGUUUUCUCAACCCGGGUAACUUUUAAGAGUUGUGGACUUCAGCUCCCAGAAUUCCCCCACCAGCGCAGCUCUUAAAGUUACUGCAGUUGAGAAACGCUGGAGUAACCCAAAGGAACGAGCAUUGUGUGAAGCAGCUGAUUCAAUAGCAUCACUUAAGAGAAAAAGAGAGAGGGGGGAGAGAGAGAGAGAGAAGGAGAGAGAGGGGAGAGAGGGAGGGAGGGAGAUCUCCCUAUGUUUUAUAGUAUAGGAUGCCUUCAUUCCCUUUGAUUUUCCAUUUCAUUUCCAAGGGUUCCUUCCAAGGAGACAAGCAUUCUGCCCAGCUUGAUAUGCUCAGCCGGUAUGGGGGAAGAUCUUCCAGUGGAUGGCAUGCUCUGAAGAUGAACUUUUACAAGAGAAUAAAAAUGUUAAAAUCC
Molecule: messenger RNA, 1426 nt
Organism: Thamnophis sirtalis
Lineage: Eukaryota; Metazoa; Chordata; Lepidosauria; Squamata; Natricidae
Source: RefSeq, a predicted model, not a curated record